GAACGUGUUGCGUUGACGCGACUGGCCCGACUGGUCGAGGAGGAGUCAGUACAGCGCAGUACCCCGCCGCGAUUGCCUUGAUUUCCGUUUGUGUUGCUCCAAUUUUUGAUUUCCGAGGUUUUUAAGAUGUCCCAAAGCGGGAAAGUGCCAUCAGUGAGGUUUUCGGCCGACGAGGACGAAUUGUUAGUUGAGUUCGUCCAAAAGGAAGAUAUAUUAUAUGACCUUAAACAUCCUGAAUUCAAAAACAUGACAAAGAAAGACCUGCUGUGGAAUGAAAUAGGAAGAGCAUUGAAGAAAGAAGAUAUUAUAGACUUCCUGAGUAACCAGGUGCUACAAUUCUCACGUGCUUGCCCUAUGGCAGCUACACAGUUGAGGAAACCCCAGUGUUUCCAAAAUUCUUUGGCUUUCUGUUCCCAGUCUAUUUGGUCGGCAGGCGGAAGUGAGUGCAAGAAACGGUGGAGAAGUAUGAGGGAUCACUGCAAAAGGGAGAAAAAAGAAGAAAAAGGUACAACCAGGAAAGCUGCUAACAAGAAAAGAGCUCAGUACUGA
Messenger RNA from Hermetia illucens (black soldier fly), 549 nucleotides. RefSeq lists its product as uncharacterized. The record is from RefSeq and is a predicted model, not a curated record. The transcript has 3 exons. Lineage: Eukaryota; Metazoa; Arthropoda; Insecta; Diptera; Stratiomyidae. The coding region runs from base 127 to 549 and encodes 140 amino acids.